This is a messenger RNA of Pelobates cultripes (western spadefoot toad), 42291 nucleotides long. Lineage: Eukaryota; Metazoa; Chordata; Amphibia; Anura; Pelobatidae. The record is from the annotation of a GenBank genome assembly.
UGUUUAUUUAACAAAACAGUGGAUUUCCUCUUCAGAGGUGGGUCUUCCAUUUUUGGAAAUUGAGAACAUGUCACCAAGCAAGAGUCAGAAAGUAAUUAAUGAUUUACUGUAUGUAUGUUUAUCAUGUUUUCCUUCCAUUUUGUAAAAUGGGGUGGCCAAAUGGUAGAUCCUCAGUUGCUUAACGCAUGUUGUUUUACCAGCUGUAAGGUUGAGGGGCUUCUUCCUGGCUAUACCUCUUCUAAAACAUUUGUUUCAUGCAUAUAAUUAUAUCUUCACUUAUAUGUCAUAAAAAUAUCUUCACGCAUGUUGCAAACAUGUUUUAAUAUGUGUGUAGCAUUUCAGUUAUUCUGUUUUGAAAUAUUUGUUCUAAGUAAUACAAAUAUUUACUCAGAAACAAAAGAUACUAUGCCAACUAAGAAAAAAAACGAGAUGCAAAUACGAACAUGAUUAUUGGCAAGAUGAACCAGGUAGGCGUAUAAAGGAUUUACAUUGUUCCAAUAGAUAUAAAAAUAUUGUUAACAGGAAUAAACCACUUCUUUUCUUGUGGCACAUUUUCUAGAACCUUGCAGAUUUGUUUUCUUGAUUGUUGCUUUCUCUUAUAGUCAUCACAGAAUGGUGCUUUCACGCUCCUGGACGCUAGUUAAACACUUUGAAGGGGCUCCGAAAUUAUCAGACUUCAAGUUAAAAGAGGUGAAAUUACCAGCCAUUAAACAUGGAGGUAAGGUCGUUUUUUGAUAGUAAUACAUUCUUUAUGCUCUUGUUAUCCAUCCAAAAGUGGAUGUUUUUAAAUUCUAUUCAUUUGUUCAAUGAUCUUAUUCCAAGGGUCUUAGAACAAACCUCCAGUUGCUUCUCUUCCAUUUGCAACUGGAUGGAAGAAAAGUCUAAAACCGAGCUUCUUAUAUUUCCCCUCUUGUAUUAAUAAUCCUUCUCUAUAACUCUCUCUGCAAGUUGAUUGUAUGCAUACCAGCUCAUCCUUACAAACUUGCAGCCUUGGUGUUAUCUUUUAUUCCGGCCUCAUAUUCAGUCUAUCGCCAAAUCCUGCUAUUUUCAUAUUAAAAGCAUUGCCUGCAUCCAUCACUUUUUUAUGCAAAAUGCUACUAAUGAAUUUGUUCAUACUCUUGUAGUUGGUCUCUCCGGAAACCACACCACCUCUUUACAGUCUGUAAUGAAUGCUGCUGCCAGGCUGAUUUUUCUCUCCUUUCGCAACUUUCAAACGUCACCUGUCAGUCAGUCAUUACACUUUCUUCCUGCCUCUUUAUAACCACUGGCUUAUCUGUGCAUGAGACCUUCUCAUGACUGCUACUCAUACCCAUACUGCUAACUUAAUCUUGCAGGACUUCUCUUUGGGGAGCACCACUCUUACUGAACAGCCUGCCUCCUCCCAUCAGACUCUCUGAGUCUCUAAUCCUUUAAAAUUGCUCUAAAAAAAUAUUCAAAAUAGGCUAUGGACUCCCAGGCCAACUGUCAUUGCUCUCUCAACUUAAUUAGUGAGUCUGUUGUCCACUUCAAUCUUACCUUUCAACCCUGCUACUUUUCCACCCUGUCACCUGGUUGCUAUACCCAUGCUAUCCUUCCUAUUUUGUUUUUAUACCCCUAGAUUGUAAGCCUGUUUGAGCUGGGUCCUCAUUAACCUAUUGUCCAUUUUGUAACAGUUUGUCUUAUUUAUUGUUAAAUUCCUUCCUUUAUUGUAAAGCACUGCAGAAUUUUCUGAGCUAGUAUAUUCUCGUUCAUAGGUGUGUGCACAGAGUGUGCCGGGUGUGUCUGGGCACACUCUAAUCUAGGGUACCCAUGUGUCCCGGAACGCCCAGGACAGUCCUGCUUUUUGUCACCUUCAUUAUGGUACAUUGUACUGGGCCCCACAUUAGUGAAGAGAGGGCCCACUGGCUUCCCCACUAUGCCAGCGCCGCGGGCCCCUAUUUGCAGCCAGCCGUGGGAGAUGUGGGAGUGGCAACACUCCCUCCCCUCCCAGCACUGCGAGAAAGUGAGGUCACAUGCGAUGAUGUCACUUCCUCCCAGCGCACUUUGCAGAUGGCCGCGUGGGAAGAAAGAGAGAGGAGCACCCAGGGUGGGGGGUGAAUUGACAUGAAAUUUGGGGGGGUAUGUCAAAAAUGGUGGAAUGGAUAUGAAAUAUGGGGGGGUAUGAAAUAUGGGGGGGAUGGACAUGAAAUAUGGGGGGAAUAUGAAAUAUGAGUGGGAAUAGAUACUGAAACCCACGCUACGCCGCUGUGUCCGGUGUGAAAAGGGGGUCCGGGAGGGGCAAGGCAGUGUCCCUGAAUGGCAUUUUCUAAAUGUGGUCACCCUACCUAAAUAAAGCCUCAGAAUUGAGGCUCUGUACUGCACUGCUGCUAUGCUAUUUGUUAUGCUGCCAUUAUAUGGGGGCUGCGGGGCCGGCAAUUCGCAAUGGGAAGGUGCGAGUGUCGCUUUGCCUUUAAGACAUUUGGUUCACCUUCCUUUCCAUUGGCUGUCCACCUCCUCUCUCUGCAAACCUCAUGACCUGACGGCUGAUGUCAACACCUGCGACUGAUGCGUGCUUUUGCAAGGAGUCAGCAAGGAAAGGGGCGGCUGCAGAUAAAGAGAGCUGGCAGAGCAGACAGGCACAGGCUUUCCAGGACCCCAGUGAUUUGUGCAGGCAACAGACCUGAUAAUGGAUCACGAUAAGAGAAGCUAAAAUUAUACACUCUUUCACUACACAGUACUGUGUAUCACUAUCAAACAAAAGAGGAGUAAGAGAGAAUAACUUAAUUUUACGUCAUGUAAUAUUGUAACUGCAGUAGGAAAACUGCUAAGCUUGGAGAUUCCUAUAUGUGACAUAGAAAUCCUUGCCAACAAAUUUAAGGUGUCAGUGGAUCAAUGGGAAGCAGAAGCCACACUGCUAAGGGGGUAUGAUGGACCUACUCUUAAAGGUUGCACCACAAAUACCAUCAAAGAGUGGCUUGAUUGUUUUAACCCCUUAAGGACACAUGACAUGUCAUGAUUCCCUUUUAUUCCAGAAGUUUGGUCCUUAAGGGGUUAAAGAAUCAGAUCGAUUCAACACAUUUAAUGCUUAUUAUAAGUGUGUUCAGUGCUUUACAGUGUUACUUGUGACAAGCUGUUCACGUGAAGAGCCUUUUCAAAACUGACACACGUAAAAACCAAACUGAGGAGUACAAUGCCCCCUUGAUGCACUCGUGAUAUUAUAUAUUGAGCAAGAAUUGACUUGGUCAGCUACUUAUAACGAGGUCAUUGAAGAAUUUAAGUCUAUAACACCUUCUGUACGAUGUCUUCUUCUCUAAAGCAUACAAGUGAGGAAACCAUAAUAGUCUGUAGGGGUCAUGACAACUUUACUGAUGCCAACUUGGCUUAAAGGACCACUAUAGUGCCUGGAAAACAUACUUGUUUUCCUGGCACUAUAGUGCCCUAAAGGUUGCCCCCACCCUCAGGGUCCCCCUCCCGCCGGGCUCUGGGAAGAGGAAGGGGUUAAACUUACCUCUUUCUCCAGCGCCGGGCGGGGAGCUCUCCUCCUCCUCUCCUCCCUCUUCUCUUCCUCUUCGGCUGAAUGUGCAUGCGGAUUUUCACAGUGAGAAGCACGCAAGGGCCUCUAGCGGCUGUCAACUGGAGGCUGGAUUAAGCCAUUUAUAAACAUAGCAGUUUAUAAAAAACAUCUAUGUUUAUAAAAAAAAGGGUUAACCCUAGCUGGACCUGGCACCCAGACCACUUCAUUAAGCUGAAGUGGUCUGGGUGCCUAUAGUGGUCCUUUAACUGCUUCUUGCUUAGAAGAUACUAGAAAAAAAAACUUUAGAAACCUUGCUGAUGGGCAUUUUCUGCUCUACCACCAGUGCCUAUAGUGGUCCUUUAAGCAACAUUUUGAUUUAGUUUCUGUUGUAACAAUUCCCAUGUACCAUGCUUAUUUAUUUUAAAUGUGUUUUUAAGUUUAAAAAUUUGAAAUGUUUGUUUACAUUGCUAAAUGCUUAUUUAAUAAAAAAAAAAAAGUUUUAAUUUUUUUUUUAAAUGUUUGUAUUGAAAUUUAUAUGAGUGCGGGUCUGUGUAUGUAUGUAUGCAAGAGUGUAUUUGUAUAUACACUGAACACAAUUCUAAACGCAACACUUUUGUUUUUGCCCCUAUUUCUCAUGAGCACCAGGGAGCCCAGUGGUUUACCAGGGAGCCCACACUAGACCACCAGGAAAUAAAUAAGGUAUUUAGUCCCCCCUCCCUCACACUAUCACCCCCCUCCUCUCACCAUCACUCCCCUCCCUCACACCAUCUCUCCCCUCCCUCACACAAUACCUCCUCCCUCUCACCAUCACCCCCUCCCUCACACUAAUACUCACCCUCCCUCACACCAUCACCCACUCCCUCUCAUCCUCAUCCCCCUCCCUCACACUAACACCAUCACCCCCCCUCACCAUCACCCCCUCACACCAUCACCCCGUCACACCAUCAGCCCUUCCUCUCACCACUUCCCUUUACACUAACACCCCACCUCCCUCUCACCAUCACCCACCUCCCUCUCACCAUCACCCCUCCCUCACACCAUUACCCCUCCCUCACACUAUUACCCCCUCCCUCUCACCAUCACCCCCCUCACACCAUCACCCGCCUUCCUCACACCAUCACCUCCUUCUUCUCACCAUCACACCCUCCCUCUCACCAUUAACCCCCCUCCCUCUCAGCAUCACCCCCACAUAAACCACAUUGUAUCAUAUUUGUUUUGCUUCAAAACAUCAAUAUCUGUUAUAAAACCAAGAAAAUUGGGCAUGGAUGGUGAGCUGAUUUGGUUGUGAAAUGAGCCACUUUACUUGACUUGCCCCACAGGCCUAAGGCUGCCAGCCCUCCCCUGGAGGUGACCCAUUUAUUAACUAACAAAAAUUUUAAUUAUUCCAAGCUUUCAUCAAACAUAUCCAAUUAAAAGGUCCACAAAAAUUACUCAGACCACUUAAUCUCAAUGAAAUGGUCUUGUUGCAAGGAUACUUUAGUUUUAGUUGUUUUAGAACUGCAAUGUUUACAUAGCCUGGUUAAAUCCACUUCUAAUGGCUGUCUUCCCAAAUAAAAUUUGGUCAUUUGACGGAGAAGCUCAUAGAAGCAAACUAUUUAUUUUUAAAUCAAGUUGACAAAUAAACAGCUCUUCAGCUGUUUUGAAGCAACCUCUCACAUAAUGCUUUGUAUCAUUGGUAGUCACGGUAGAUAGAAAACUACCCACUGACAACCCUAAUCUAAAUUAUACUUCAGUCAAUUAUUAUCGUUAGCAUUAGUAAAUGGGGGCAAACAUUCAUGCAAUUCUUCCACCCUUCCUAAGUAGAAUGGUGUCCCCAGCUGUUCCCACCUCCUAUACCACCAGCACUAUAUUUAGUAUACCGCAAUACACAAAUAAAGUGACUCAAUCCUAAUUUUCCUACAGAGCACCACAAUUAUGUAAUAACCUCAUGGACACAGUCAAAUCUUCAUUCACACUAAAAUAUUUUAAGAGAUCUAUGACAACAUUUCUCAAUACAGAAUGCACCUGUAAUCACAGUUUACUACAUUUCUUACCUUUUCUCUGUUAAAUUGAUAUAUGUGGGUAUGUAUGUAUAUUUAUAUAUAUAUAUAUAUAUGUUGUAUUUAUUUAUUUUUGUAAUAUUAUAUUGUAACCAUGCAGUGUUUGUGGGCCCGGGUCAUACUUGAAUCAAGAGAAAUCUCAAUCUAUCCUUCUUGGUAAAAUAUUUUAUAAAUAAAUUAAAAUUAUUCCUCUGUGUCACCUAACCAUAAUUAUUCCCUCAUCUAUCUUUAUUUAGCUGAGUUUAUCUAGGGGACAGCCAGUCUGAAUUCCUCCACUAGGAAGGUUUGUCUACCUUUUAUUUCAAAAUUACCAGUUUAUACCAAGAUGUGGCACCCUUAUAAUCCAUUUUUCUUUUGGAAUGCCAGAACCAGCUGCUAGUGGUGGUUGAUUUUUAGCACUGCAUUCACUAUAUUGUAAUGCUUAAGUGGUAUCUGUGUGACCUAUAUCAAUUUCAGUGACCUACUGUGGUCAAUAUUUUUACUACAUAGAUAGAUCAGUGGAUUAUUGGAGACUGUUUGGUUGAACCCUAGUGGCAACAAUCUGGAUUGGAAUUUGGCUACAUGGAUUCUAUUUAUAAAAUGUCUAUCUAUUUGGAUAACUAUUUGGUAUAUAUAAUCACUAUAUAAUUUGAUCAUUUAUAACCACCUUACCACCUUACUUAUAGGUUGGGUCUCUUUACCUAUAAGUAGCCUAUAUAGCCUCUUAGUAGGUUGGGUCUUACUAGUUCUGAUAGACCCAAACUCUUGUGAAUAAACAUUUAAAUAGGCUGGGUGUCUUUAUUUAUAAUCACCUCUUUGUAGUGUGGGUCCUAUGAGUUCAGAUAGAACUGACUUCUUGUACAGACACACUUAACGUUAGAGAACUUCCCUCAGAAUAAAUACUUGAAGGACCUGGUAGCAGUGCUCCCUGUACCCCGGCUGGGUACCUCCGCCAAGGACCACUUCCCAGCUGAAACAGGGGAAAACCUCAGAGGACUUUCCUUGCCGAAUCCUCCACAAGCUGGAACAAGGUGCUGAGUAGUGAAUAGCCCUUCCCCUUCCAGUAACUAGAGACACAUAGUUCUGGGAGUACAACUGAUUUUAAUGAGCCAAACUAGGCCUUUUAUGCACAGACCCCAGCACAAGCCAAACUAGGCCUUUUAUGCACAAGCCCCUCCUAGGAAUAUCUGGGUCUGGGAGAUAAUUGCGUUAAAGACAGGUAAGCUAAUUAUCUUCCAGGAACAGAAAGCAAAAUACAAAAAUAUAAAAACAUAAAAGUACUCAAAAACAUAAUAAAAACAUUUAAAUUAACCUUACAAAUAAUAUAUCUUUAAAUUGCCCUAAUCUGAGCCCCCAAGUUCUCCAAAUAGCACUCAGACCACCGUGUUAAAGUUCUGACUAGCCGCACACAUGGUCCUAUGCCCAAAAUAGUUCCAGGGUGCUUUUGCCUGUCAACUUUCAGGAGCUCCUGCAGCCGUAAUACGGGGUGGUCCACUUGGCCUUUACGUAGCUUUUGUUCCCCUUAGUCUCAGGCACCUUCCCUCCAGUGGUUCAAAACCACAAACCAAGUUAUCCUGGAACUGCACGGUCACCUCAUGCCAAAAAACGUUCCAUAACAUUCACAACUUUGUCCUGCUGAGGUGACUGGGAACCCACAAAGUCCUCAUGCAGAAAUUAGUUCCAUAGUGGUUGCAGGUAAGUACCGCUGAGGGCUAUUCAUGGGUUUGGUUCAAGUGAACGGCUGCCAGAGAGCUUGCAUUUGGUGCCGAACCAGAGGCACCCAGGGAAAGCUAUUAAUGGCGGCUGGGCAGGGUAACUCCCAAACAGUGACUCAGACAUGGACCAUAGUCGGUGGGUAGGAGGCCGGCUUCCACACUCCUCCAGCGUUUGUCACAGGCCUCAUUUUCCAUAGUUUGUUUUCUUUGAAAAUAAUUACAACUUCUCAAAACCAAUACAAUGUGUAUCCAAUGGGUUAACACCUGUUUAAAAUAUUCGAUUAUUAAAGGUUAACCACAUUUUCAUUGUAUCUUUUUGUUCUUGAGGAGGGCUGACCACUUUUGACGUUACAGGAAUGUUAAUGAGUAUUUUGUCAAAUUGUAGGCUUGUGCACAAAUGCUAGAAAUUAAUCAAAUGCCUUUUAAAUUGUUAAUUGAAUAAGCCUUCACAGGUAACUCACAGAUGAAUUGAUUUGUUUGGAUGGAGAUUAAAAUACAUUUUCAAGCAACUGCAACUCAUUUGUGUACAAGUCUAAUAAAUAGUAUUCAGUAAUUAUUAAAUGUUUGUAAUAAACUAAUUUGCAAUGUCAAAUGUCAAUUUGCACAAUUUUAACGUUUGGCUGUGGGUUAUGAAAAAGGCCACACCCAUGUGUUAACUCUGCUCUAACAUGUAAUGCUAUUAUAGAAGGUUUAUAUUCACUGGUCUUUUAUGCCAGCAAAUGUCUCUGGGAUGUGAGCUUUCAUCUACUAAGCAUCAAUUUAUACACUUUAUUAACCCUUUAAGGACACAUGACAUGUGUGACAUGUCAUGAUUCCCUUUUAUUCCAGAAGUUUGGUCCUUAAGGGGUUAAAGCCAUUCUUUUGGUUAGGAAAGCUUAAAUGUCACGUUCUAGGAUUUUUAAUCCCUCUAGGACCAAUGAUUUUUUGAGAUUCACAUGAUUAUUCAUUAAUGUGAGAAUUUAAAGUGAUUUAAUUUCCAAUUCUGCUAUUUUGGCCUUAUUUGAAAUUUACGAUGAAUUUACAAUGAACUUUCACCUUAAUUAAAAAAAAAAAAAUUCUGUCAUUGAGUUACUGACCAAGGCCUUUUGGUACUUAUACUAUCAGGGUUAUUUACUGACAAUUUAAAGUGAAUUUCAAAUUUAAGGCCACAGCAGCUAAACUGAAAGAAUAGCUGACUUAAAGAAUGAUUUCAGUUCAGUUAUUUUGAUCGUAAAUUUGAAAUUCACUUUGAAUUCUCACUUUAGUGAAAAACCCAUCAAAAAAUGGGAACAAUGUAAAAAAAAAAAAAGAAAAAAAAAGAAAUAGAAAAUAGCUAAAGAAAUAGAAAUUAAAUCAUUUAUUAAUCCUGAUUCUUAAAAUGCAAUCUUUUGUAUGCUGACAACAACUUCAAUAGUAGUUAAAAAAUACAAAACUACUUCACAAAUGUGUACAUUACUUAAAAGUAAACCCCACAUGGUGUUUACGUUUUGACACUUAAUUUAACCAUUUGAUCACCAACCUCUUCCAAAUCUGCCAUUAAAUUAUUAUUUUUUGUAUUUUUAAUACACAUGGUUUAUUCUCAUGAGAAAUCUUCCAAUACUGUAAAGACUCCCUAUUUGUAUUCUGAUAGUGCCUCCAAUUACAACAAUACCAACAGGUAUACCUUUAUCAUCUGUGUGAUGGAUUUAUAUGUAGUGAAAUAACAGGAAUGCCAUAAUUUUUAAAUGCAUCUUUUCUUAUAAAAAAAGGGGUUAUAUCUACUAAAGGUCUAAAAAGUUACAUAUUAAUAUUAUUAUUACUGGCAUUUAUAUAGCGCCAGCGUAUUCCGUAGUGCUUUACAAUAUUAUCAAAGGGGGAGAUUUAACAAUAAAUGAGACGAUUACAAAAACUUACAGGAACAAUAGGUUGAAGAGGGCCCUGCUCAGACAAGCUUACAGUCUAUAGAUAGUAGAUAUCCCACUACACGUCCAGAGCUAUUAAAACAAAAUAAUUAUCCACUAUACAUGUCUGAUUCUAAUAAUAGGAACACAUAAUAAAUAAAUCAAACCAAUAGGAAAUAAAUAGCAAAAUGUUGCAAGCACUAUUUCACUGGUAAAUAUGAAAUAUUAGAUUAUGCAACACAACUGCACUACUCUCUAGGGCUCUCAAAUAUUUUAAGCACCGAAUAAUACUUAAAGAAUAUAAAAUUAUUAUAAUUAUGUUAUUAUUUAUAUAGCGCCAACAAAUUCUGCAGCGCUUUACAGUGGGUGGACGAACAAACAUGCAGUUGUAACCAGACAAGUUGGACACACAGGAACAGAGGGCCCUCAGUGAGCUUACAUGCUAGAGGGAGUGGGGUAAAAUGACACAAAAAGGUAAGGAUAGUAUUAGACUAAUGACAGUUGCAAGAGAGAAAUUAGUCGGGAGCGAUUAACAGUUUAAUUGAUACGCUUUUAUAGAUGGCUACUAGAUGUGCUACUAGAUGUGCUUCCGGGGGCAGUGCUGCACAUUUAGUGUCUCCACCCUAUUGUCAGGGCUGUGUUUGGCUUGUCCUGGCUUUGCCCCUGAUUUGCCUCCAUGACAAGCUCAGUCAACCCAAUGCCAACAUCGUGAUUGGCUCUGGUCAUAACUUAUGAUGAUGUCAGCCAAGUAGGCAGAUCAGGGGCAGAUCUGCCUACUUAGCCAGUCAAUGUAAUGACAGGAAUGAAUAAGUAGAUAACUCCCUAAUUCCCAUGGUAUUAGGGAGCUAUCUACUAAAAGGCGGAAAGACCUAAAUUGGUCUUUCAGCCAAAUUUACUAAUACUAAGUAAAUAUUACUUAGUAUUAGUAAAUUAUGCCCCUACUCACGGUACAGUGAGCAGCCUGUGGCUGCUCAAUUAAAAAAAACAACAACAAAAAAAGGUCCCCCCCUCCGAGCCCCCACCCUUGCCACGCGAGUGGGGGCUUCUAAUCUGAAGGGGGGACCUAUUGCCCCCCCCCGGCCCCCACCCCUGAAGGGUGGGUGGGAGCCCUAAAGUAAAAUAAGGGGGGACCUAUUGUCCUCCCCCGGCCCCCACCCAUGAGCGGUGGUUGGGGGCCCUAAAUUAGAAUAAGGGGAGACCUAUUGUCCUUCCCCCCCGGCCCCCACCCCCGAGCGGCGGGUGGGGGCCCUAAAGUAAAAUAAUGGGGAGGGACCUAUUGUCCUCCCCCCGGCCCCCACCCCUGAGCUGCGGGUGGUGGGCCCUAAAUCACCUAAUGUCCUCCCCCCUGGCCUCCAUCUCUGAGCGGCGGGUGGGGGCCUUAAAUUAGAAUAAGGGAGGGGGACCUAAUGUCCUCUCCCCUGCCCCCCACCCCUGAGCGGCGGGUGGGGGCACUAAAUACUAAUAAGGGGGGGACCUAAUGUCCUCCCCCUGGCCCCCACCCCUGAGCGGUGGAUGGGAGCCCAAAAUACUAAUAACAGGGGGGACCUAAUGUGGGUGGGGGCCCUAAAUACUAAUAACGGGGGGACCUAAUGUCCUACCUCCUGGCCCCCACCCCUGAGCGGUGGGUGGGGGCCCUAAAUUAGAAUAAGGUGGGGGACCUAUUGUCCUCCCCCCAGCCCCCACCCCUGAGUGGCGGAUGGGGGCCCUAAAUCAGAAUAAGGGGAGGCCAUAAUGUCCUCCCCCCUGGCCCCCACCCCACGAGCGGCGGAUGGGGGCCCUAAAUCAGAAUAAGGGGAGGCCAUAAUGUCCUCCCCCCCGGCCCCCACCCCUGAGCGGCGGAUGGGGGCCCUAAAUUAGAAUAAUGUCCUCCCUGCUGGCCCCCACCACUGAGCGGUGGGUGGGGCCCCUAAAUACUAAUAAGUAGGGGACCUAAUGUUCUCCCCCUGGCCCCCACCCCUGAGCGGUGGGUGGGGGCCCUAAAUUAGAAUAGGGGAGGACCUAAUGUCCUCCCCCCUGGCUCCCACCCCUGAGCAAUGGGUGGGGGCCCUAAAUGCUAAUGGAGGGACCUAAAGUCCUCCCCCCUGGCCCCCACCCCUGAGCGGUGGCUGGGGGCCCUAAAUUAGAAUAGGGGGGGGCCUAAUGUCCUCCCCCUGUCUCCCACCCCUGAGCAAUGGGUGGGGGCCCUAAAUGCUAAUGGAGGGACCUAAAGUCCUCCCCCCUGGCCCCCACCCCUGAGCGGUGGCUGGGGGCCCUAAAUACCAAUAAGGGGGGACCUAUUGUCCUCCUCCCUGGCUCCCACCCGAGCGACGGGUGGGGGCCCUAAAUAAAAAUGUAACCCACCCCCAGGUGACUAGGGGUUCCCAAACCCCUAGUCACACCUUCCCCCCAAAAAAAACUAACUCCUACCUACCCUCCUCACCCUAAAAAUAAUGAGGGGGACCCAUUAACUAAGUACCUGUAAAAAAAAACAAAAUAAAAUUUACCAUUUGAUGUUUUCGUUCUUCUAAAAUCUUCUUUUCUCAGCCCCAAAAAAGGCCAAAUAAAAAUCCAUAAUAACCAACGCACUUAAAAAAUAAAUACAAAAUGCUUUCCUUUGGGGAUUCCGGCAACGCUGGAGGUCCUCGUGCAUAGCAUGAGGACGUCCAGCAUCAUUUAGAUGACCAAAAGUUGUCUAAGAACCCAUAAGCCCCUCUAGUAGCUGUCUGGUAGACAGCCACUAGAGGAGGACUUAACCCUGCAAAGUGAUUAUUGUAGUUUAUAAAAAAGAUUAAGGGUGAUGUUAGUUGGCACCCGGACCUCUUCAGUGGGCUAAAGUGGUCUGGGUGCCUACAGUGUCCCUUUAAGCUCACCGCUUGACAGCUUCUGGUGCCAUGGCACUAGGAGCUUCAGGAGUUACAAAACGCAUAAUUUGUUCAACAAAUUAAUUUCCAAUAAAUUAAUUUGAUCUACAGUUAUCUAAAUCAAGUAUGCACAAUUGCUGGCAUCAAGGGGUUAAUACUAACCCUAACAACAAUCCUAGCCCUACACAGACACUAACCAAACAUUACCCUAACAUUGACUCUAACACAAGCUCUAACACCACCUCACUCUACAAACUACUGACCAUAAUGCUCAUGCAGAGAUAUACCCCAACUGAUGUCACUGUUGACAUCAGCAGAAGGGUUUCCCAAAUUACAAAGUACUUUAGGAGAGAGAGAGACCUAUCUCUUAUUCUCCAGAUUCAUGCUGUCUUUACCAGUUACACGGUGAUCAUUAUUGUGCAGCAUGUACAGCCCAGCUCUGAUCACUUUUGAAAGGGAGGCAUGCAGAGUGUCCCCAACAUCCUGUAGUUCUCCAUAUCUCCAGGAAAUCUUGAGAUGACCAUACAUUAACACAGCAUACCAUUCAUUUCAACUGCUGCUAUAGAUGCGGAUAAAAUACUAAGAAGGGUAAACAUGGUAGACCAUUUAUUAGAAAAUACGCUUUUUAAACAAUCCUUUAAAAAAUAUAUAAAUAAAGCUCAUACUUGCUAUUAUAUUACCACACAGAUGUAUUGGCAUGUAUUCUUAUCCAAUUUGUAAAAGUGUAGAUCAUAAUAAAGUGAGCAGAGAAUCUUUUAAGUAAUGUAUUUAAUGAAGGUAUGUCAAAUAUUAAAUUCAAUUGUGUUUGAAGUGCCAUAAAACAGUUAAAGUGGGAAAUCAUUGUCUGUUUUGCCAUCCUCUUGCCAUAACUAAGUGUCUUUUAUGGGGCAUAGCUUACUUUUCAGUGGAAUAAGUUGUGCCCAAUAAAACCUGUAAAUCUAUUGUUUCAUUUUGCAGCCAUAUUACAGGUAAAAAGGCAUAAGCACAUUAAAAAAAUAGCACAUUUAUCCUGGAAGAUUUAACAACUGGGUAGGUCUGUUCUAAAGACUUGCACAUGCAAAAAAAACACACUAAAUGCUCCUGAAUGAUUUAAUGGCAAUAUUAUCUAAUCACCAUACAGCUGCCCUGGUAAACUUUCACGGGUUACUCCAAGGGUUUACCAUCAUGACAACAUUGACUUGAAGUGAUUAUGGUGCUUAGAGCUUGUAUCCACAGUGUUUCGCUGUGAAAUGCUGCGCAUACAGAGUUUAACCCAUUUUUUGUGUAACCUCGAGCAGCAUCAUUGGGACAUCAUUAGUAAACACAGAAUAAGUCAGAUGCACAUCACUUUGUUGCUCGGUGGAACCCAGUGAAGAGGUCACGUCACUGAAAAUGGUUUGCCCCAUUACCAGGGAACAGUGCCAGUGGUCUCUAGUAGCUAUGAUGCAUGCAGUAACACUUCAACACAAACUCCCAAUGACCUCAUGCUUAGUGCUCAGAGACGAAAGAUUAUUUUAGCAAAAACAUAAAAAACACAAAAAUAACCUUUAUUUGGAACAGCAAAGAGGCAUCAUUUUCUUCUGGUGAUGGAGGGAUUUCUCAAGUAGCAGGGAGGCUAUGGUUGGGCCUGCGAUAUAAACUCUUUGUAGAAUGUGAGUACACUGGGGUCAAAGUGUCUAAGGUUGCAGUGCUGGAAGUGGAUUUUUUUCCUGGUACAACUACCAAGGUCUGCAGCCUGAGUUCUUAAACAUGAUUUGAUGACUCAAUUGGUGACAUAUGUCAUUUUGUCCUCUCUUCUCACUAGGUCACCAACAAGUCUAUGGGUGGCCAGUAGGGGUGCCAGUAUUGUGUUAACAUUUUUACUUUGACUUGCACAGCUUUGAUCAUAAUUACAUCUACCUCUCAAAUAAUAACAUAGUAAACUUAGUUACAUUAGUGCACAUAGCAAUAAAACUGUGUAUCACAGGUUUUAUUGAUUCAACUAGCAUGGAGCUCAUUUACUUGCAAUAUAAAUUCCACCACCAAGGGGCACUACAGUAUAUAUUUGUACUAUGAUAGUGUAUUUUGAACAAAACAUUUACCUUGCCACCAUAACUGUUUGUAAACCUUUUUCAAAGCUAUCUUAUCUGCAUAUUUACGGAAUGUACAAAUAUAGAUGAAUUUCUUUAGAUACAUUUUAAGCUUGUGGUUAAUUUGAUAGAUCCCAGGUACUAUGUCCAAAUGUGGAGUUAGGUUAUUUGGCAGCCAAGGUGUGUGUUGGUACUCGUUCUCCAGAAAUAUUUACAUUGUUUGAUGGGUUGCUACACCUAAGAUUGUGCUUCUCCACACACUGCAUUACCCUUUGACAGUAACAUGCAUAUAAAUAGAUAUGUGUUUUUUCCAAAGUAUUUAACCCCUUCACUACCAAGCAGUAGUAAAAUCACCCCAGAAUCUGAGUAUUUUGGGUGUCCUGGAAAGUAAUGUUUAAAUGAAGCCCAUGGAGAAAGCACAGCUUAGGGAAUAGGGCCCUGACAGGUCUAGGAGGUGGGCUAGGGGCCGAAGCAAUAGUGGGGAUUGGUGGGCUAGUGUUUGGGGGUUAAACAAUAUAAAGGGUUGGCCACUUUGGAUCCCUCAUUCUAAUGUCUUACCUUGCAGAGUUGGUCCCUUCUUCCAUUUUAUAGUCUUUUUUUCCCCUGUUUGGUCAUGGCGGCUGUGUGGGGUAAGGAAUAUUAAGGGACAAAUGGGCCUUAGCUAAUAUAGGAGUAAGGGCAGUUAGUUGAUUGGUUAAAAGGGUAAACUGUUUGUACAAGUUUUGGUAGGUUUCGAGUCCGUUGGUGGCUCAGAACCUCGGUGGUGCAGUGUUAUAUGGGUAUACCCCUACCAGGUGAAAUUGAUGAAUGUUGGCACUUUAUAUGUUAUAUUUAUAUGGUUGUUAUAUAUUGUGAAUUAUGCUAUGUUGUGGGUGAUUGCCUUGAUUUACAUAUGGGAGAGAUGAUAUCAUGUUGGGGGUGUGGCGGGUAAUGACCUUUAUAUAAUUGUAUAUCAUAAGUUAUUAUUAUUAUCUUUAUUAUCAUUAAAGCUGUGACAAUUAUGACCCAUACCUAAAAGUGUCGGUGUCUUAUUGGGUGGGUUUGAGUUUAGGUUCAAGGGAUCCCUACCCUGCCCAUAUGGCGACUAUGCACCUAUCAUAUAUUUUUCGUUUCAGUAUGCCUAGAUGGCACGUUAUUUAAUGGCAACAAAAACAAAAAUUUUGUCUGGAGAAAAAAAAAUUAACAAAAAAAUUAUUUACUAAUUAAUGAGGUUACAGAUAGGAAUACAUUGUGGUAAAUAAACAGCAUUUCUCAAUCUCACUUCUCUAUAAUAUUCUGAACUAUACAUUGUCCAAUAUGCACUCAGUUCUCUUGUGUCUGUGUGUGUGUGUGUGUAUCCCUAAGUAUAUCGUAUAUGAUGUCAAAUUACAUAACAUUACCCAUACCAUAUCACCCUCACAUUGCAGCUAUGUUGUAAUUUUGGAAACAAAUGCAAAUUAACAUAUAUACACUAGAAACAUGCAUACACAUACACACUCUGAUAAACACACAUACACACACACACACACACACACACACAAACCCACCGAGGUAUAGAGAGACUACAAAAUUAAUAAAAGGAAUGGAACAAAUCAGCUAUGAAGAAAUGUUAACAAAUUUAAACCUAUUUAGUUUAGAAAAACGUCUCCUGAGAGGAGAUAUGAUAACAUUAUACAAAUAUAUUCGGGGGCCAAUACAAACCAUUGUGUGGAAAUCUAUUCACAAACCAGACUUUACAUAGGACACGACGUCAUGCGUUUAGAUGGGAAGAAAGAAGAUUUCAUCUAAGGCAAAGGAAAGGUUUUUUUUACUGUAAGAACAAUAAGGAUGUGGAAUUCGCUGCCUGAAGAAGUGGUCCAUACAGAUGUUUAAACAGCUACUAGAUGCAUACUUGCAAAAACAGAAUAUUCAAGUAUAUAAUCUUUCAAUGUGGGGUAAUAAGUGCUUGAUCCAAAGAUAAAUCUGACUGCCAUUCUGGGGUCAAGAAGGAAUUUUUUUCCUAGCUUGUUGCAAAAUUGGAAGUGCUUCAAACUGGGUUUUUUGCCUUCUUUUGGAUCAACAGCAAAAAACAAAUGUGAGGAAGGCUGAACUUUAUGGACGCAAGUCUCUUUUCAGCUAUGUAACUAUGUAACUAUGUAACAAUGACACACAUAUACACACUCACAUACAUUGGCAGAUGCAGUCACACAAUCACAGUGUGUGUAUGUCAGGGUGUAUUGUUACCUGUGUGCAUGUCUGGUGUGUAUGUGCCUGAGAGAUGUGUCUGGCAGUGAGUAUACUUGUGCAUCUGUAAAUGUAUAUUUGUGUGGAUGUGUAUGCAUCACUGUGCCUGCAAUGCACAGUGUCUGUGUAUCUCUGUGUCUUUGAGCAUAUGUGUGGAGGGAGCUGAAUGUGCUGUAUGUUGUGUAUGGGGUGAGCUGCAUGUGGUCUUGCUGUGUGCAUUAUGGUUACGAUGGGGCUGUGUUUUGAGUUGUGAUUGUGUGAGUAUAAGGGUUACUGCCUGUGUAUUGGUGCAUGUGUGUUUAUGGGUUACUGGGUGGUUGUGACAGAUUGAGUUUGACAGAGUGACUUAAUUUGUAAUGAUUGUAAUCAUGUAUACACAAUUGUGAUGUGUGGCUGCAGACCCUUGGAAUCGUGAAUACACAAUUGCCGAAUUGAAGUGGUAAAUUUUUAAGUAUACAGAAAUGUAUGUUACAGAAAUAGAAAUACAGGUAACACAAUUAUUACAUAAAAACAGGUAAAUAUGAACACUUGAAUAUAUUUGAGAACAGAGUAUACUAUAUUUAAAUUACUAGCAUACGCUGAACUAUAAUAGAAUAGAUUUAAAAUAUUAGCAAUAGUAUUUUUUUUAGAAACCCUUCAAUUUUGAGAACCACACUUAGCUGACUCUACAUGUCUCAAUUUUCUGCUAGCAUACAGGGCAGUGAAAACAGAAAAGAAAGACAUUUCAAGAAAAGCAGUACGAUAAAUAAUAUAAAUAAAUAAAUAAAAAAUAGCAGAUUAUCACAGAUCUUACAGUAGGGGCGCAACAAAAGGUAGAGUGCUAGGAAGUUUAAGUAUAGAAGAGAACAUAUGGGAGAGAAGACAAGGGAAAGGUGAAGAGAUAGCAAUUAUGAAAACUGAAUGCAAAUACGAAAAAAACAACAAUAAUUGAUAUAAACAAAUAAAGGCAGAAAGAGAGUCACGAAUCUUCAAAUUCCGUUGACCAGGUUUCCAUAUUUUUUAAAUGGGGUGACAGAAUCGUGUAUUACAGUUAUGCAUUUUAUGCUAUAAUUGUAUUUGAUUUUACACACAGGGUGUAGUUUGCUUGGAGGUAGCCUUUUCAAAAACGUCAUAAUAUAAAUUAUAGCAACUGUACAAUUUCUAGGUGUCAGUUUCAGGGUAUUAUAGGGAAUAAUUGAGUUGCUUUAAUGUUUAGCAAGCUAAGCAGAGAAUUGGCACAAUACCGACUCUCGUAAGAGAGCGGAUGAUGCCAAAGACUUUAUUUAAGAGUACCAACAAUUAGUGUUAUUGGGUAACCAUGAGGAUAACGGAUCCUUAACCACAGUUUUAGAUAAAAAGAGUUGUAGGAGGUUACUAUACCUUGUUCCAUAUCACUUGGUCUGACUGUGGCAGAACUAUAAGUGGGAGAUCCCAAAACACUGGCUUUCUUCAUGCAUAUAUUUUGAAGUAGAAAAAUAGAUUUAAAAAACUGUCAAGACCAAGCACAUACCUCAUAUGGAAUAAAACCUAUAUCUCCUCACAUCAGUAAUGCUGUACUUUUUUUUUGCUUUGCAGAGGUGUUGCUGGAAGCAGAAUAUUUCAGUGUUGACCCUUACAUGAGGUACAUAUGUAACUUAUAUUAAUGUACAUAAAUAGUAGAUGAUAUUGAUAUAACAAAAAAAAGGCAAUUGUGAGCCCUAGAAAAAAUAUACAGUAUUUGGUCACCCUUUAGUAGACAUGAAAGCAUAUUUUCAUAUCACUGCGUUUGCACCCUGAAUCUCCCCUCUACCUCCCAUAAUGUUUUUCGUUCUCCUCCUCGCCCUGCUAGGCUUAUUUAUUAUUUAUAUAGUGCCAUCAAAUUCCGCAAAAUGAAAUACAAAAUAAAUAAAUAAAACCCUCUUGCAAUACCCUUGGGGCCUGCUUGAAAUGUUUUUUUGCAAUAUAUCACUGGAGCUUUGCUUAUGUUGGUGAAGGUAAUGUGUCUCAAUUCUUAAUCACUGGCUGUGGCAAAGAGUAAAGUAGGAUGUAGUUUCUCUCUACAGCCAGCAAAGGGUAUGCACCAAGCUCCUAACUGUCAUAAUUUGAAUACAAUAAUAUUAAAAUAAUAUUUAUAUUAAUACGAUUUAUGGGAUUGAGACAGGUCAACAGGCCCUUUAGUGACAUCAUGCCCAUAAUGCCCAUAAUCAUCGGGCCACCCAAGAAAGGGAUGUGUCAGCCAUGCCAGGCUGACAGGCUCUCACCUGGCCUUCUACGUAUAGGAUCAUGCAGAGAGUGCUCCUGACGUGUUCUCUUCAUGAUCCUGUGCCCAUGGUACAAAGCAAGAGUGUUUUAUAAUGCUCUGGCAAUGUUUUGCACUGGAGCAGUCCCCUGGUGUCCUCAGAUGUGGCAUGACAGGACCCUAAAAUAGGCAGGACAGUUGUGAGGCUUGCAGCAGCCCACAUCCCUCUCUAUAGUAUUGGUCUGGCAAGAGAUGUCCCCUUGUCCUCAUUGUCAGCCCUUCCCUACAUGCAGUGAUGAUGGGAUUCUGUAAAACCGGACCAAAAAUGGAAGAUUAAUAUAAACAAACUAUUGAGUUUAAAAAAAAAAUGUAUUGAUGCACAAAAUAACAACAGUAAAAUCACCAUAAAGAUAACAAGUUUUUUCCCACUUUCAUUUUCAACUCCCACAUAUUUUCUUCCCUCAAAUUUUUUUUUACUUUUUUCUUCCAACACAAUCCAGAUAAUAAUCAACUCAAAUCCCACUUCUCCAAAAUAAAUGCAGUGUUUGAAAUGAUGUUGCUUGGCUUGUAAUGACCCAAGUUAGCUACCUGCACUAGUAUAUCAAAAUCUAACAAUAUUAGGCUAUUGUAUCUCACACUUUAUCGAAAUCUACACUAGUCAUAGAAAUACAUUGUUCUCAAUAGUGAGAAACAUACAGCGUUUAAAGUAGUUUAACAUUGAAUUUAUUUUCUUAGACCUUACAGCAAAAGGAUGAUGAAAGAAGGCGACAUCAUGAUGGGAACACAGGUUGCCAGGUAAACAUUGACUUUUUUGGUUACCUUCUUUCUAUUAUUUCUAUCAUUUCUAUAUUUGAAAUAGGUAGUUUAUAUAUGUAGGGCCUCUUUGACCUGAUUACAUCAGUAGCUGAAACAGAUUGGUAAUUAAAUAUACCACCACACAUCCAUCUAAACUCUGUGAAAAGUGCACUGAUUGCUUCUCUCAGUUAGUGAAAUUGUUGGGAAAUGAAUUAGUCCUCAUUUGAUGGAUGAAAUCCAGAUGCAAAUGCUUCAAAUCCUACCCUGCAUGCUUCAAAUCCAAGUAUGAAUUUAAAAAAAAUUCCAAACUAGUUAAAAACCCUUGGUGGCACAAGGAUUAAUUGUGUGGCACCUAGCCAGUACUUGUUAGCCAGCCAUCACAAAAAGCACUGUUACUGAUUUAAAAUAGGACUUUCUCCACUGUGAGAUCUGUGCUGAGCCCUCGCAUGGCAAAUACGGAUUAUUUUUAUUGGUUCAUUUUUUCUACCUUUUUUUUUCUUUCUAAUCAGGGCUUUAAAAAAAAAAAUAAUAAUAAUUUUCAUUAGUUGCAUUAGGAAUUAUAGAUUUUAAUUUGUCUUUUUCUGUGGCUGAAGAAGAGAAGAGUCAAAAGAAGACUUAUGAUGGUAAGUAUCAUUGUUUAGUUUACAGGUAUUAGAGUUAUUUAAUAUUUUUUUUAAAGUUAUUUAAUUAUUAAAGGGGUUAGUGGCCAUACUGUUAUUUUGGCAACAGACAAUGGCAUAUUCAACACCCUUUUGUAUAAUUAUUUAUAGUUUAUGGGUGAGAGCUGGGGGGGUCACUAUUACCCCUUCAGUUUUAUAGUUAGGGCUUCCACCCACCAUGCAUGGGUGGUGUCCAGAGGACAUAUUAGGAUCUCCCUCCUUGAAUAUUAAAAUUAGAGUCCCCUCAAGGGUUUUUACCUAUUCUACCGCUGAAUGCUAGCUCUACCAGCAUGCAAAUUGUUCCUCAAAUUGUCAAUUAAUGUGAAAAAACACAAGUGAAUGAUAAUUAUAAAAAUGUGCAUCCCGCUGGAUGCAUUUGGUUCCACAUUUUAUUAAUAUUGGUUAUUUGUGAAUCUUUCAAAUCCUAUACUAUAUGUGUAUGGUUCAGGUGUGAAAGCAAUGACUUUAAUCCAGACACUGAAUGCAUUUAGCCAAUUGCAGCAUAUUUGCUUUGGUUGAGUGAAUUCCGUCUUUAGUAAGUAUGAUAUUUACAAGUAUGGGUUAAAUUUGGUCAUUUUUACAGUAUUCUAUCCAUCAGGACAAAAUCCAGUGUUACGUGGCUUACCCUGUCAGUGUGCAAAUCAUUUUCAAAGUCUGCAUACCUGAAUAUCACCCCAACUAUAUUUAUGUACAGUAUUCCUACUGCUGCUAGAUGAUGCUCAAAUCACUUAUUGUUCUAAUGUUAUUAUUAUUGUUAUAAUGCAUUUUUCAUUUCUGGGAGAUCUCGAGGCAUUUCUUGAUUUUGAUUUGGUGAUGAUUUCAAAUCAUGCUGAUAUCCAUGGAAUCCCUUUUAUACACCAGGACCUACAAAUUGCACUUGUGAUGCCCAACUCAGACACCACUACCUGGUUUUAUCUUUGACUACUGAUUUGUUUCUCCCCACCUCGUUCACUAUACCUGGUGGAUGAAAAGGAUGAGGUUUGAGUCUUCUUAGAGAGAAGAAGUGGGGUUGAAGUUUAGGGUAUAGGUGUGAUGGGAGAUAGUCUUUUGUGGCUUUGAAUCGUUCCAUUAUUAAAAGUUAUUUUUUAAUUUAAUAUAUUUGUUUUCAUGGCAGUACUUUUUCUUUUCUCAUUAUAUUUGUGGCUUUUUAAGUUCAGACAGUUCUUAAGCAGCAGCAAACUCCCUUGUCAGGGUUUCAUGCUGAGUUAACUACUCUUUUCCUCCUCAGGGUUUUAGAGAGUAAUAAUCCUGCAUUCCCAGUAGGCAGUUUUGCUGUGUCAAACGCUGGUUGGACAACUCAUUCUAUUUCCCAAGGUAAAGAUCUAACAGCACUGCUUUCCAACUGGCCUGAACACAUCCCAAAAUCACUGGCUCUUGGCACAAUAGGAAUGCCUGGGUAAGCAAUUUAUAUUUAUCAUGGAUACCAAUACUGGCUAGACAGAGUUGGCAAGUACUAAUAAAUCACAAAAUGUGAUGCAGUAGAUUCCAUUGUAUAAUUCCUCUAUGGUAUAUAGUCAAGUAAUGGUUUGGACUUGAAUAGUCCAGGUCUAUGACCGUUUUUGGAUGCAAUAAUAAAUACUCACGACAUAUUAGCCACCAUGGAGUACCUUAUGACUAAGAAACUCACAGUGAGCUUCCUCAGUUUUCCUCAGUGAGUUUUUCUUUUAAUUGCACGCACAUUUAGUAGUAACAGCCAGAUGCAACAAUUCUUCAUCUGGGCAAUAGUGAUUUCCCGAACGGUUCGCCGAACAGUUCGCCACGGAUGGCGAACAUACGCGCUGUUCGGUCCGCCCCUAUGUCAUCAUUGAGUAAACUUUGACCCUGUACCUCACAGUCAGCAGACACAUUCCAGCCAAUCAGCAGCAGACCCUCCCUCCCAGACCCUCCCACCUCCUGGACAGCAUCCAUUUUACAUUCAUUGUGAAGCUGCAUUCUUAGUGAGCUGUCCAGGAGGUUUGAGGGUCUGGGAGGGAGGGUCUGCUGCCGAUUGGCUGGAAUGUGUCUGCUGACUGUGAGGUACAGGGUCAAAGUUUACUCAAUGAUGAUGAAUAGGGGGCGGACCGAACAGCGCAUAUGUUCGCCGUCCGCAGCGAACCGUUCGGCGAACCUUUCGGUACAUCACUACUGGGCAAUGGUGAAAAGCCAUGAUCUACAUUAACAAAAUGCACCCAAGCUGAGCCCGAAUAGGACUGAACUUUAACUAAAUAAUGAUGUAUCUAAAACUUGGCUUUUGCUAAAAAUGUUGAAUUUUAAUAUUAGUGGAGGCCUGAAGUUAAUAUUCAGCUCAAUUCCCAACUUACAUUUCCCUUUAAUUUAUUCCCAGAAUCAAAGAUUCAGUCAUGGGGUGAACACAACUAAUAUGGGAGAUGUAGCAAACUUUAGAUUGUAAUUCCCUUCUCUGCAUCUAAGUUUAAUGACUGCUAUAGAUAUAGAUACUGAGUUUAAUGUGAACUGAUGUAAUUACUAAAAUCACGUAUUUCAGUUUAACUGCAUACUUUGGCCUCCGAGAGAUAUGCUGUGCCAAAAAAGGAGAAAUUGUUCUGGUCAAUGGAGCUGCUGGAGCUGUUGGAACAUUGGUUGGACAAAUUGCAAAAAUCAUGGUGAGUACUAUGUUUUUGCCAUAUGUAUUGAAGUUUUUUUUUUUUUAAUUAUUGCAAUUACAUAUUUUUUGUAUAUUUAAAAAAAACAAACAACAAAUAACAAAUUGAUGAAGAAUGUUCAAGUCUAUUCCAGGCCAUAGUACAAUGAUUAGCCACAACACUGACUGAGAGAUGAAGUGAACAACAUUGAUUAUAUAAUCACAAUGGCAGCUGUCAAGGUUUGGGAUAGAAAUACUAAACACAAUUAACAAGUAAAAAAGGCGUUAAGAAUAUUAUAACCACAAAAUGUAUACUAAAAGUGUCUAAGUGAAAAGGGCGGCUAACCGAAGCAACUGUGUAGGAUCACAGCGACUGAAGCUGAAGGCUGGAGGUGGUGUGGCACUUUAAUUGCUGCUUGGAUCGUUCUACUAGAUCAAGCAUGUGAAACUCAAAGUCUGGCAUGGGCCACAUAAACAAGGUUUAAGUUUAUGUGGGCCAAAAAAAAACCUUGCAUUUUCAUAGAAACGUAGGUUUAUUUUAAAAAGUACAGAAUAAAAAACCCCACAGCACCCCCUCUACUAAAUCCCAGCCCCCCCUCUACUAAACCACAGCACGCCCCUCUACCACCCUGUGCCAAAUCUGAUCCUCCCGCUGAUACACACAUAUUCACUGACAGACAGAAACACACAUAUAGACACACUGACACACACACAGACAGACACACACAUACUCACACACUGACACAGACAGACACACACACAUACUGACACACACACAGACAGACACACACACACACACACACAUACUAAUAGACAGACACACAAACAGGAACACACACUCACUGACAGACAGAUACACACAGACAGACAGACACACAUACACACACACAUACUCACAGACAGACACGCUAACAAACAGACACACACACUCACUGACAGACAGACAGACAUACACUCACACACACUCACACUCACUGACACACAUACUUGCUGACAGACAAACACACACACACACAUUCACUGACAGACAGACACAGACAGACACACACAUACUCACUGACAGCCAGACACACACUCACUAUCAGACAGAGACACACACACAUUGACAGACACUCACACACACACACACACACACUCACUGACAGACAGACAGACACACACACACACUCACAGAUAGACACACACACAUACUUGCUGACAGACACACUAACAGACACUCACACAUACACAUUCUUUUCUUUAUGGCUCCUUACCUUUUGGAGCCGAUGGGGGGCACCUCCCUGAGGUCCUUCCUGCUCCUCACUGCUCCCUUGCGCGGUUUAGUAUGCUGGGCACGGAAUAUGACGUCAUAUUCCGGUGCCCGGCUUCACUAUAGAUGGCGCGAGGGAGCAGUGAGGAGCUGAAACACUGAGUUCCCUCGCUGCCACCAGAGACCUUUCCUCCGGCCGGGUAUAUGAGCAGAGUAGACACUGUGGGGGCAGCAGGUGCCUACUCUGCUUGGAUCAUUAGGCAUGUACUUGCGGCUCGCUGGGCCGCAAAGAUGGUCCUUGUGGGCUGCAUGCGGCCCGCGGGCCACGAGUUUGACAUGCUUGUACUAGAUGGCUAUGUAGAAUUGUAACUAUUGAAGCCAGAUUAAAGGACCACUCAAGGCACCCAGACCACUUCAGCUUAAUGAAGUGGUCUGGGUGCCAGGUCCCUCUAGGAUUAACCCUUUUUUAAAAAUAAACAUAGCAGUUUCAGAGAAACUGCUAUGUUUAUAAUAGGGUUAAUCCAGCCUCCAAAUCCUCUAGUGGCUGUCUCAUUGACAGCCGCUAGAGGCGCUUGCGUGAUUCUCACUGUGAAAAUCACAGUGAGAACACGCAAACGUCCAUAGGAAAGCAUUAUGAAUGCUUUCCUAUGAGACCGGCUGAAUGCGCGCGCAGCUCUUGCCGCACGUGCGCAUUCAGCCGAAAUGGAGGAUAGGAGGUGGAGAGGAGGAGGAGAGCUCCCCGCCCGGCGCUGAAAUAAAGGUGAGUUUUAACCCUUUCCUCUCCCCAGAGCCGGGCAGGAGUGGGACCCUGAGGGUGGGGGCACCCUCAGGGCACUAUAGUGCCAGGAAAACAAGUAGGUUUUUUCCUGGCACCAUAGUGGUCCUUUAACAUUGGCAACUAUAAAAUUGUAUUCGCUGACAAAGUGGCUAAUAUACAAUAUAUACAAUUUGCUACUAACCAUUGUAAGAUGGACAGUAGUGAACCUAGGUUCUUUUAGGUGUAGUAUACUGCAAUAUUAAGUUAAUAGGAGGGAUAUGCAGAGUAUUGAAUCACACAAGGUACAAGUUGGAGAUACACUCUCUCUCUCUAUUGUUCCUUCGAGGGCACCCCUUUACCCACCAAACAAAAGAUCACCCUAUGUUAGUGAAGAGCAGACAACCCCAUCCCAAAAUAAUAAUAGAGAGUAAUAAGUGCAGUAUCCAAAUAUACAUACAGUAUCUCAAAGUAGCUAAGGGGUCAAUGAAAAAUCUAGACGGUAAAUAUUAACUCCUACGUUGCUGUACUAGGCUUCUGAUAUUCUUUGGUAGCCGACUGCAGUAGCAGUUAUAACUCAGGGAACUCCAGAUUACAGAAAAUAAGCGUAGGUGAACAUGGGUAAAAUUAUACUUGUCUAGUAUUUUGUUUGAGUAUCUGAUAUCAAUAGUUUGCUACCAGUCACCCUAGCAGCGCAAGAAUAAUGGUAUCUGUCUUAAAUACUCUUAGAAUGUCUGAUAGCACUGUUUUAAGAUUGCUUCUUAUCUAUGAUAUAUCCCUAGUAACCCUGACGCGCGUUUCACAAAUUAGGUCAUCAGAUCUAAUUUGCGAAACGCCCAUCAAGGUGACUAGGGAUAUAUUAUAGAGCUUUUGGUUGGUGGGUUAAGGGGUGCCCUCGAAGGCACAGUAGGGUGAGAGAGAGUAUCUCCAACUUGUACCACGUGUGAUUCAAUACUCUGUAUAUCCCUCCUAUUAACUUAGUAUUGCAGUAUACCACACCUAAUAGAACUAUUACGUUCACUACUAUCCAACUCACAAACCUGGGCUCCACAACGGUUAGUAGAAAAUGGUAUAUAUUGUAUAUUAGCUACUUUGUCAGCGAAUACAGAUAUAUAGUUGCCAAAGUUAAUGUUGCUGCAAUAGUUAACAUUCUACAAAGCCAUCUAGUAGAACGAUCCGAGCAGCAAUCAACUUCUCUUCAUACCCUUCCGCUUUGUCGUCAGUACCAAUUAGUAUAAUAUCCUCCUUACCAUAAUAUCUGGGAACUCUGACGUAUUAGUCUACACACUAAAGUACUCACUCUGCCUCCAAUAAUGCGGAUGUCCAUGCUGAUCAUUUCCAGUUUCUUCUGGAAUGACAUUUCUAGCUUCCACAGCAUCAAGUCCUGUUUAGAAGAUAGGUUGCGGAGGGCGUCUUUAAUCUCUGUAUCAGCUGUAAAGUGGGAGCCUUCUGAGCCGUCCAGGCUCGAUGGUGCAGAUCCAUCCUGUGAGAACUCCGGCACCAUAUUGAGGCCUACUGCGCCCAGGGCCGGAUUAAGAGCCCAGUGGGCCUGGUGCUGACAAAUAAGAGGGGCCUAAGUACAGAGUCUUAUCGACCAAAAACACUAAAACAGUCAUACCUCUCAAGCGUUAUGUAUCUGGUGGAGAUGUUGCCGGAUGGAAACUCAUAGGAUGCAGCUAUAAGAAAACUCAGUUUCUCUUAAAAUAUGCUAAUCUCUCUCUAAUUCAUGCUUUCACCUUUCAAGUAAAUCCAUACCCCCUAACAGCAGUGUAGCAGGAAGUCAAUGGGCAGUGUAAAAGGGUGGGCCACUGACGCGGAUCAUGUAACCGAACUUCCGAAAGGGACGAACAUGUGCAAAAAGGAGGUGUGUCUGCCCAAAGAAUUGGAAGGCUAGUCUGAAAUGAAUGCAUGUCAAGCUACCCGCCAAUCAUGCAUGCUGGCCAACAGCAUCCUGAGCUUGGCAUAAAUGCGUCUAAUGAUGCGUUCGCUCCAUGCUUUUUAAAGACGGUCCCCUAGCACUCACAUAUCCACUUGUCUCCUUACGUUCUUACUAGCAGGCAGAAGCUCCUAGUAUACAGUCUGAGACAGAGAAAAGGUGCCACAGUCUUAGAGACCAAAGUCAGCAUUACCUAACCUAAUUUCAUUUCAGCUAGUCCACACAAGUUUUGUUUCCAUAUAUCCCUGUUACGUUUCCAUACUUAAGCAAUAGUAUGUGAAGAGUAGUUAGGGUUGCCACCUUUCUUGGAAAAAAAUAGAGGCCUUACUAAUUUGCAAAUUAUGUAUGCGUGACUUGAUGUUACUCACACGGAAUGACAUAAGAGAAAAUUCUGUAAAAUCACCAAAAACUACUUUUUUUGGUGAUUUCAGUUUGAUUCUGAUGUUUCGAUGGAUUGCUCCCAGUGUCCCCUAUUGUCUGUGUCCCUAUGUCUCCCAGUGUCCCCAUGUCACUAGGGGACACUGUGAGACAUGGGGACACUGGGAGACUUGGGGACACAGACUAUGUAUUACAGUGUCCCUAUGUAUUACAGUGUCUCAGUGACCUAUGUUUCCCAGUGUCCCCAUGUUGCCCAGUGUCUGUGUUACCAUGUCUCCCAGUGUCGCAUGUCACUAGGGAACACAAGGACAUGGGGGCACUGGGAGACAUGGGGACACUAGGGACACUGGGAGACAUGGGGGCACAGACACCAGGGACACUGGCUGGGAGACAUGGGGACACAGAAACCAGGGACACUGGCUGGGAGACAUGGGGACACAGACACCAGGGACACUGGCUGGGAGACAUGGGGACACAGACACCAGGGACACUGGGAGAAAUGGGGACACUGAGACACCAGGGACACUGGCUGGGAGACAUGGGGACACUGAGACACCAGGGACACUGGCUGGGAGACAUGGGGACACUGAGACACCAAGGACACUGGCUGGGAGACAUGGGGACACUGAGACACUUGGGGACAUUGUGUCCCUAGUGUCUCAGUGUCCCCAUGUCUCCCAGUGUCCCCAAGUGUCUCAGUGUCCCCAUAUGUGUCUGUUUACCCAUGUCUCAGUGUCCUCAAGUGUCCCCAUGUGUGUCUGUGUCAUCAUGUCUCAGUGUCCCCAUGUGUGUCUGUCCCCGUGUCUCCAAGUGUCCCCAAGUGUCUUAGCAUCCCCAGAGGUCUCCCUGUCUCCCUAUGUCUCACAGUGUCCCCUAUUGUCUCAGUGUCCCCAUGUCUCCCUGCAGCCUCUACCCUAUCCCUCAUUUCCCUGAGCCGUAGGCUGUCUCUGCAGAUUGGGAGCUGCUGUCUGGACUUUCUGUGCUGUGUAGCUGCUCCCCCCCGGAUCAGUAGAGAGAUGCAGGUAGAUGCUUUAACUUCCUAUCCCUACCUCUCUCCACACACACACACACACAGCGUGCCAGUAUUGCAGAGUAAUCUCUGUAAUUUUUUACUAAGAAAAAUACCGGCAUUUGUAUUGCCGAUAUUACUAUUAUAUCAGCACAGGCCAGGCAGCCUCAAAUAAUUACUGGCUGGGUGGCAACCAUAAGGGUAGUGUGUAAAAAAAAAAAGUAAAGAAAAUAUUUUUUACAUUUUUUUUAUAGCAAUGGGCCUAUUCCAUGGGCCUGGGCCUGGAGCUGCAGCUCCAUCAGCCCCUAUGUUAAUCCGGCCCUGACUGCGCCCGGAACGGAGUCCACAUGAUCUUGGAAAAUUUUUGUUAAUGCCCCCGAUUUACCAACUGGGUGUUUGCCGGCAUGACUCUGGUUCGAGAGGGAGCAUUUAGAGUGUCCCAUUUUAGCCGUGGAUGCCCAAUGUAGUCAGAUUGUGUGCAUAUUAACACGGAGCACAAUGCGGCCAUUCAGCUCCGAGGUUGGCUCCACCCCUAUUUCUUUCUAUCUUAUGCAUUAUGUCCCAUUGAAUGACUUUGGAAGAGGCAUGCAGAGACUGAGAAAUUCCACUAUCUUAAAUUAAAAGGUUUUUGGAGUAAGUUUAUGUUUACUAUUCUUCACUGUUUUGCACAAUAGAAACUUUUGCAUUUGUUAUUAAUAUAUUGCACUUUAUAAUUAUUCUCUUUGCACAGUGCACUCUGUUAUAUGCACUUCUAGUGAUUUUUUUAAUAUAUCACUAUUUUUAAAGUACCGACGCACCUUUUUUUCGAUUGUGUAAGGUUUGGGAUACAUUAGGCAUCAAAUGAACAGUCAGUUCUUGAAUUUCAUGUGUUCAAAGCAGGAGAAAUGGACAAUCGAAAAGAUCUGAGCAUCUUUGACAACUGCCAAAUAGUGAUUGCUAGAUGACUGGGUCAGAGCAUCUCCACAAUGGCUAGUUUUGUGGUGUGUUCCUGGUAUGCAGUGACUAGUACUUAUUAAAGGGGUGCAAGGAAGGACAACUGGUGAACUAGUACCAGGCAAUGAUGCAUGUGGGGAGUGAAGGCUAGCCUGUCUGCUCCAAUCACAAAAAAUAGCUACUGUAGCUCACAUUUAUAAAAAAUGUAAUGUUGGCCAUGAUAGAAAGGAGUCAGAACACAGUGUAUCACAGUUUGCUGUGUAUGGUACUGCGUAGCCACAAACCAGUCAGAGUGCCCAUGAUGACCCCUGUCCACUGCCGAAAGAGCCUUUAUUGGGAAAGUGAGCAUCAGAAUUGGACCAUAGAGCAAUGGAUGAAGUUUGUGUGGUCUGGUGAAUCACCCUUAGAUCAGGUCGAUUGCCAUGUGUGUGUGCAUCAUUAACCUGGAGAAGAGAAACUUUCAGGACUUAAAGGACCUGCUGCCAAUGUCCUGGUGCCAGAGACCACAGACACGUUCAGUGGCCUUGUGGAUUCCAUGACUCGACUUAUCAGAGCUAUUUUGGCAGCAUUAGGGUGACCAAAACGAUAUUAGGCAGGUGGGUGUAAUGUUGGGGCUGAUCAGUAUAUAUUUACUUAAUAAGUAGCUAACAAAGUCACUUACCUUGUUACAUAAUUGAGGACAUUUUCCCGAGUGACAUUUUCUUCAAACAUGAGAGUGAAGUGUAUGAUUUUGGCCCCAAAUAAAUACCAGCUUAAAGUGUGUUUUCAAUAUAUUUAAACUCUUUAAACUAUGAAUCUCCUAUCCAAAUUAUCGUCAUUGCUCACAAUAGUGCCACUUGUAAAAAUUCUAAAUAUAAAAGUUUCCAAAAAUGUAUUGUGUAGUACUAUUAACAAGCAUCUCGUCAUAUUUGCAAACACCUCCACCUUUAUAUGCCAGUAUACACUGCAUUUCCACAAUAUGAAGAUAAGUGCACUAAAUACAAUGAUGCCCAGGUGCAUCCUGCCUCCUCCACCAGUCUUUGCCAAACUGCUGUGGGAAAGAGCUCAGCAUUUCGAGAAACUCCGAACUUUGUUUCUAAAGAGCAAGAGGGGUCUCAAUUAUGCAGUGGGCUGCAUGAAACUUGUUCAGGGGCUAGAAGUGACGGCUAGUUUGAGACCCUUGCAUUACAACGAUCUCCCCAGAUAAAAUGUGUGGUUGACUAGUGGCAUAAUUUACACUUUCCAGGACACAAAUUCAGAAAAAAACAAAACUUUAUAUGCUCUUUGAUUUUUCAUCUCUUUAUGUUUUCUUUAUUCUUAUUAUGUUAAUUUUUAACCAGCAAUGCUUGAACAACUACGUGGUGGAAAUAGGGACACUGAGGUAUCCUUUUCAUUAUACUCUUUUAUAACCUGCAACUAUUUUACAUUUCAUUUUGUUUUGUAUCAUCUCUUCCUUCACAGUCUUUCCUUUCUUAAAUUCUUUAUAUUUUUCACACAUUUCUUUUUCUUUAGUUGUAUCAUUAAAUAUGUUAGUUUUUCAUUUAUUCUCUUUUCUAAAUGUUCAAGAAUUGCUGGUGUCCCUAGCUCUUUGUUCACCCCCAAAUAUGGAUAGUGAGGGAAUCUUUUGUUUCUUUCCUCUCUCUGGCCCUUUUUAAAAAAAAAUUAGUAAAAUUUUUUUUUGUCUAUCUGUUAUGUUUCUUUUUUGUUUGUCUUUUGUUUAUUCUCUAUGUUUUUCUACAAGUUCUUUUUCCUUUCCUUUCACAAAGUUUCUAUACUUAUACUUGACAUAUCUUAAUUGCAUUCCUUUAUGUGUCUAUGUUGUGAAUAUAUAUUCAAUUUUAAUAUACAUGUAAGUGGUUACGAUCAGUUUUCAGUCUGGUGGGUCUUUUCUGGUCCUUUUUUUUUUUUUUGCUCUUUUUAAGAAAUAAGAAUAGUUUUAAAGAUUUGUUCCAUGAAUGUGAGAUGCAUAAUUACGCCGCACAGGAGGUGGUUGCUAUUUAGGGAGACAAAGAAAAAUGAAAUUUUAUUUAUUCAAGAGUACCAUUUCAAGCUAAAUAAUACCCAAAGGUUUUAGUAAAAGAUCAUCCCAUUCAGUCUCAUUCUACAUUUUGCACCAAGGCUAGAGGUGUCUCAAUUUUUAUUCAUAAAAAUGUAGAAUGUCACACACUAUUGACAUUUUGGUUGAUCAAGAGGGUAGAUAUGAGAUUUGGAAAGGCCUAUUAAAUAGUGUGGAAUACACUCUGGCAAACGUCUAUUUUCCUAAUUCUAAUCAAUUUCAGUUUUUGAAAUACAUUGUUACUAAAGUGUCCAAGAAUGUCGAGUGGAGACACUCAUUUCGUGUUAGACCACAAUAUUGAUAUAGUUAGAGAGAAUCUAACUGCGCUGUUUAAAAUUAUUGUACUGAAAAAUUGGCGAAUCUUUGUUCCAAAUUUUGCUUUUCACAAGGCCUAUUUGAUUGUUAGCGCAUUCUACAUGAAGGAGAGAGAGACUACACCUUCCAUUCACCUAUCUACUAUAUGUAUUCUCGGAUUGACAGAUUCUUGAUGGGAGAAAAUGUUAUUCCUCUUAUUUACGUUUGGACAUCUUGGAUGUUAAUUGGUCUGAAGGUACCCUCAUAGUGUUAUUUCUAGAAGAAUCCUUCUAAUCAAACCUAGAUAGGCAAUGGAGAUUAAGUGACUAUUUAGUCACUGAUCUUGAAAAUAAGUCAGAAUUGAUACGCAAAUCAGUUGACAUUGAGGGUAUUUUUGUAAGGGAUAAAGAACAUAAAGUUUGUCUAUUUGCAGAUGACAUCAUACUUUCUUUAAAAAAAUCCCUUGACCUCACUACCUCCAUUGAUGACUGUUCUGCAAGAAUUUGUCAAUAUCUCAUAUUAUUAAUUAAAUACAGCAAAAACUAAAGCUCUUCAAUUCUUUAUACCAUGGUUUGAUUUAGAUACCAUGAAGAAAAUGUAUGAUUUCGAUUGGAGGGAUUCAUAUAUUUCUUAUAUGGGCAUAAACCUGUGCAAGAAUCUGUCCAAGAUGCAUAGAUGUAAUUUCGAAAAGGUCUGGUCCGAACUUAGGAAAAACAUUGAAAGAUGGUGUGGUCUCGAAAUUUCUUGAUUAGGUAGAAUUAAUUCGGUCAAAAUGACUCUCCUGCCCAAAAUUUUAUACAUACUUAGGACUAUUCCCCUCCCUAUACCUCUAACCACUCUGCACCUGUUUCAUUUAUUUGGAACAAAAAAACCUACUAGGAUUAAACUACCCAUGUUACAAAAAACAAGGAUUGGGGAGGGGUGGGGUUUGCCAGUUUUUAUCUAUUGCUAUUACUCUACUAAUGCAGCUAUGGCUUUUCAAUUUAAUUUCGAUUAUGCCAGGCCCCAAUGGCUUGAAAUGGAGGCGAGUAAAAUUUUACUUCAUUUCAUUAAAGAUUUAUUGUGGUUGCCUUCAUCUCAACGUCUUAAGGCGGCAGACUUGUUUCCCUCCACUAAAUUAACCCUUAAAAUGUGGUAUCUUUUAUUCAAAAAAAUUCAACUACCUGCCAUAUGGUCUAGGGCUACACCAUUAUUAGCAAAAGGUUAUGCUUUACAGGAAUUGGAUGUAGAUUACUGGGUCUCUCAUUUGCUUGUCCAUUUUGAUGAUUUAUUUUUGUUCCAAUAGCCUUCUGCCUUUUGAUCAACUAAAAGAAAAAUGUAAAUUAAGUUUAAUUGAUGCCCAAACAUAUGAGAGACUUGUGACAACAAUUAGUGAACAUUUCGCUCUUUCCGAUCAUGAUCCGAACUUGUUGAAAUUAGAUAUGACAAAACUAGAAAAAAUUUAUUUAAUGGACCCUGGUCGGAAACAAAGCAUCUCCAUGCGUUAUAAUAUUUUUGCAGGUGACAUGUGUGAUUAAUUGAACUACAUGUUGAAGUGGGAGGGUGAACUGGGUGGGAUAUACACAGUAGAGGAAUGGAAUAAUUUCUUAUUAUCAUUAAAAGGUAUCACUUAAUGCACAAAUCAUUUGGAAUCCCACUACAAAUUAAUAUAUAGAUGGUACCUAACCCAUUCCAAACUUUUAACUUAAAUCUUAAAACAAUAAAUGUUGUAGAAACUGCGGUCAUACUGGUACAUUGUUCCACAUCUUUUCGUGUCCCAAAAUCAAAUCUUAUUGGCUGAAAAUUCUCAAAUUAAUUAAUCAAAUAUUAGAAUUUGAUGUAGUUUUAUCCCUGUGUCUUUGUCUCUUUAAGCCAAUUCCUCUAAUCUGUCUAGAUAUAAACAAAUUAUACAAGGCCAUCUUUUAAUCUCAGCAAAUUCCAUCAUCUCUCGACUCUGGAAAUCACCCACUAUACCAAUUGUGGGUCAAGUCUUUUCUGUAGUAUUUGAAAAUAAAAGAUGUUAAUUAGCUUUCCAUGAACCAUCUACUUUCACAUCUAUACUGCAGCAUGAAUGGUCCAUUUUUAUGUGUAUUUUACUUAUUUAUCUGUUUUUUUUACAACAGUUCAUUCAUUAUUGUAUUUAUGUCAUUUUUAUAUUAUCUGUUAUAUUAUUUAAAAAAAAAUUAAUAAAUAUUUUAGAUGGAAAAAAAACUAUAAUAUUGCUCUGAAUGUUAAUUUCAGAUUCAGAAAAUUUUAAGUUAUGUAGUAAUACAUUAAAAUGUAAGUUAAUAAAUCACAUAACUGAUAGAUCUACUAAAUAAAAACCAUAAAAGAAAACAACAUCAGACACAAAAUAAAUGUAAUAUAUUUGACACUUUAGAUUUAUUUAACUGCAUUAAAUUAAUGUUUUAAUAAUUGUACAUUUCCAAGUAGUGAGAUAAUGUGAUUACCAUGGAAUCUUGUUCCUGGGGUCAUAUUCAGUAAUGAACAAUACUUAUCAAAGGAACACUGUACAGUUAAAUAUAAAUAUAUUUAUUUCAUGGUCUGUUUUAAAAUAAAAAAAUAAAAAAAUGUUAUAAAACGUGCCUUUAUUACAGUGCCAAGACAGACUCCUCUAUGCAGCCACUUCCUCUUUCACAAAGUCAUCAGGAUUGACUGGUCAAGAAGAACUGUGGACAUGCAGUGCAUGAGCAGGAAGUGACAUGCUCUGUCAGUCAAAUACAUCAUGCUGUGUGUGAUUAUGCUGGAGUAAAGACCUUACAUUUUCAAAGGUCUGAAGGAGGAAGUGAUUCUAUUUGUUUUCAGUUUAACAGCCACUAGAGGCGUGUACACUGACAAGUGUAAACAUUGCCAUUUCUUUGAAUUGGCAAUGUUUACAUUUAUCUGUGAAAAAUUGUAUCAUUUUGGGAUUAAAACCACUAUGUUAAUAUGUGGUGUUUUUGGUGCUUAGAGUGUCUCUUUAAUCAAAAACAGAGUACCACAGUGAUGGCUAACACUUGACACCAUAAAUUGCUUCUGGACUACAUUUCCCAUGAUGCUCAGCUAGCUUUUAAACUGUAAAAGCUAGCUGGGCAUCAUGGGGAAUGUAGUCCAAAAACAAUUUAUGGUGUCAAGGUUAGCCAUCACUAGAGUACCAUCUCUAUCUUCAGUGUAAUCACUUUCCCUGCCUCGGCAUGUUCUUCUGUGAUGAUACCAUUUAGAGCUGGGAUUAUUGAGCUUGUAUGUGCAUUUACUAUAAUAGUAUAUAUGUGCUGUAGUGUGGUAGCAUUGUACUGUCAUAAUAUGAAUACACUUUGUAUUCUCAUCCAGGGCUGUAAAGUGGUUGGAUCUGCUGGCUCAGAUGAUAAAGUGAAAUAUCUAAAGAACAUUGGUUUUGAUGAGGCCUUUAACUACAAAACUGUGCGCUCACUGGAGGAAGCAUUGAAAAAAGCAUCUCCGGAUGGCUACGAUUGCUUCUUUGAGAAUGUGAGUCACAUGUUAUGCGUUAAUAGUGUUAGGUAAAAAUUUGCAAGCCUUACUAUUCAACAACCCUCUUUACUUUUAAUGGGGUGUGUAUAGUUUUUUUCUACCUUGAAUGCAGGGUUAUUAAGAGCUAUAAAUGCAUAAUAAGCAGUACAACUUGCACUAACAUGUCGUACUGUACAAGUCGGAGAAAGCUAAACAGUUUUCCUCAAAUGUCACUUUUCGCUACUAGCACAUUUUACAUCACCAUGCUGAGCUCAUUUUUAAGGCUCUGCGUUCAUUGUGUUAUUAACACCAUAAUCCAUGUUUCUUUUCUGUGAGUAACCCUCCCAUAUUAGAGAUUCUUUUUUUCAGCAGCUCAUGCACUUAGUAAAUAACUUCAAUCUGCAAAAAAAAAUACAGGAUUGGAAGCAGCCAACUUAAAAUAUGGUAAACAACAGAACAUUAGUUCAGUUCCCAAACAGUGAAAUUUAGGAUUCUAUACCUAUACUUUUCAAUACAAAUUAGCAAUUGAAAAUUAAAAGAUAAAAGGGACGGUUUAUAAAGGUAAAUCAGGUGUUAAUCUAGGCCAGGAAUAGGCAACCUUUUAGCAGCACUGUGCCGAAAUAGGAUUGUUAUGUCCCGUAGCGUGCCGGUCUUAUUUUUUUUAAUUAAGGUAUGUAUGUUGCCAUAUUCUGCUUGUGUUAUUUAUACUGUAAUUGCUUUGUAUCUUUGUAUCUGUGCGUAUGUGGGCGGUUAUAUUGAAUAUGUUAAUGAGUCAUUUGUGGUAUCGUGUAUGAUACCUAGGACUGUGUAUGGGGGCUACUUAUGGAAUUGUGUGUGUGUGUUUUUUCAUUCAUAUCUCCAGAACUCCAAAAUGGCAUUAUUUUACCUAAUAACUCAAUCAUACACUCAAUUACUCAAAAUAUCUUUCAAGGUUUUUCAUUCUGACAGUCUGGUCUAUCUAUCUAUCUAUCUAUCUCCUUUAUUUUAAUACUGGGCUACUCAAGUUACAGGUUUACUGACAUUGAGACAAAAAAAUAAGAGUUUUUAAUAACUUUUUAAAUUUCUUUAUACUGUAUGUGUGCAGGUUGGGGGAGAAUUUGCAGAUGUGGCUUUAAGACAGAUGAGAAAAUAUGGAAGAAUUGCAGUCUGUGGUGCUAUUGCCCUCUAUAAUGAUACAGUCCCUAAAAAAGGUAUUAUUUCUAUUUCCUCAAAUUUCCAAAUUUUUCCUCAGAGUAUAUUCUUUUCUUAAUACUUAUUAUUAAGUGUUGCCAUAUCUCUCUUCUAUUGAUGGAGACAGAGCAGCAGACACUCAGUAUUGGUUUUACCAUUGUUGUGCCUGUGUGGGUAUGGGAGAGCCUGUGUCAUUGAUUCAAGUGCGAGACUGGUUAGGUUACUGCUGUGCCUAGCCACUGAUAAGUAAGACGGUGACACCAACUUUAAGUGAGAGAUGGAUAACCUAUUUCCUUUUUAACUGAUCCAAGUGUGAGACAGUUUAGGUUACUGCUGUAUCUAGUGUGCAUUCAUAGAGGCAUCCACCCUUUGUUCAAUGGCAUUAAAAUUACGUGCAAAAUCAGAUGGACUUGAAGAUGGUGGAGAAAAUGCAGGAGGUGAGUGAACACUUGUUGCCCAAGAUACGUAUACUAACAGUCGAGUAGCUUCUGGGCCAGAAGUAGAACUGCUUUGUCUGCAGUUGUGAGGAAAACAGAAUUAUAAUCACUGAGUUCAUCACCACCACCUCCACCACAAUGAACACCAGAUAUUGGUGACACUACUUUGGUAAUCUGCACUAAUUCCUCACUAAAUAGUGACUCUGAUGAUCCAAACAAACUAGAUUAUACUGUAGACUGGAAGGUGAAGUAACCUAUCUAGAAUAGGUGGGAUACAACCCCACUAAGAUUACCUCAACUAUAAAUUAUUCAAGGAAAUGGCUAACAAAAAAUAAUAAACAACUUUAUUUUACAAAUAUACAUGGAAACGUACAAAUCUAUAUGAGACGAAGUACCCUUCGCCACUUGUGCCUGGAGGGGACUACUGGUUAGCCUCCUGCCUUCCGACUAUGGCCCCUGUGCUGAUAGCUGUAUUUUACCCUGCAGAAAGGUUUAUUUGUGUAUUUCUUCCGGGGCGUUCGGGACUUUCAGUAUGUGGGCAGUGCUACCCCAGAUAGCUAUGCCAUGGACCCUAUUCGUGUAACGAAAGACUAUGGAAAAGACUUUGGCUCCAUUGCGAUUGAACUGUAUGUAUGUGAUCUGAGCACCAUUCAGUAAUAAUGUAUGCUCAAAUCUAAGCUAUCUGGGGACAUGUUGCAUGUAUAUGUUUUAUGUAGUAAUUGUAACAUUCUGUAAUUUUCUGUCUUUUUGUAACCAUGUGGUUAAUGGAGUCUUGCCUCUGUCCUGUGAGAUAAUUUGAUUACUUCCCAAUUAUCUCCAGGAUAGAGAGAAGGGAUUGUGAUGUCACUGUGGGAGUGUUUUGUUUGUAUUGUCUGUGAUUGACUAAUAUCCAAUAUGUGUCCCAUUGUUCCAUCAGGUCCCCUAGAGGAGUGUCCACCUGGUGGACACUUGCAUAAAUACCGGGCAGGUAGCCCUCAAUAAACUAGACCUGCUUGCACCUUUCUUGAAGCCUUGGCUCAUGCUUGGGGGGAGGGAUACCUACACUCUGGGGAUUGAUAUAAUCACUUACUCCCCAGAGUAAGCUCUUGUAAGAGCUUGAUUUGUUCCUGCUACGCUCUCUGGAUUAAGGAGAGGUUCACACACUGGGAGCUGGAUCCUGGUCGUGGAUCCAGGGUGGGUGAGAGACGGCGAGACCCCGGCGCAGCUGCAUCACUGGAAGUGGGGUCCGCAGUGCUGAUGGUGUUGGUUGGAGUGCUCGGAGUCCUCAGCAAGCGCCAGGAGCAUCGAUUGGCGGAGAUAGAACGUGUGAAGAGCCAUUUAGGCUGAUGCACCUUUUUUACUUUUAGGCAGCCUAUGCUAGAUUGACUGAAUAACUCCUAAAUUGUGUUAUUGGAUGAAGGGUAAACUCAAAAGUGCCCCACAAAAUAAGAAAAGUGCAGUUUAAAAGUAAAAAAGGUGCAUCAGCCCAAAUGGUGCUUCACACGUUCUAUCGUUUUUAACCCCUUUAGACCGGAGGGCAUACUAUUAUGCCCUAUUAUAGGCGGCUCUAAACGCCGCCGGGCGUAAUAGUACGCCCUCCGGUCUUUCGGUACUUACCCGGUCGCCAGCGGUCCCCCAGGGAGCCCCCGCGGCACGUCUGUCCUCCACGAAGCCCCCCGGCCGUGUGAGAGUGGGGUCCUUGCGAGGACCCCACAAUCACAUGGCCGGGGAUAGCUGGCUUCUGUAUUGCCAGCAGGGGGGCUGCCUGUAAUGACAGGUGGUCCCCCUGCUGGCUGAAAAUAAAAUUAAAAUGAGUUAAAAGUGUAAAAAUAAUAAUAAUAUAUACUUAGAUCAUAUAUAUAUAUUAUAUAUAUAUGAUUUAAGUAUAUAUAUACACAUAUACAUACACACAUGUACACCGUCUAGGUGUAUUUUACUAUUAAUAUAUAUAUAAUUAUAUAUAUAUAUUAAUAUCAAAAUACACGUAGACUGAUACUGAUUAAAUAUAUAUAUAUAAUUAUUGUUAUAUAUAUAUUUAUAUAUAAUAUAAAAAAAAUAAAAAUGUAAAUACGUUAAAAAAUAAAAUUAAAAAAAUAAUUAAAAAUAAAUAAUUAAAAAAUAUUUAGAUGUGUGUUAUUUCGUUCUAACUGUAUUGUGAAAUUAUAUAUAUAUAUAUAUAUAUAUCAAAAUACACGUAGAACGAAAUAAUAUAUAUAUCUAUAUACAUAAAUAUAUACGUAUAUAUCACUAUAUAUAUACCUAUAUAUAAAUAAAAAUAUUUUUUAAAAAUUAUAUAGAUAUAAACAUAUAUUAAUUCUACAUAUAUAUUUAUGUAAUAUUUUUACAUAAUUAGGUAUCUUAAUUAAUUACAAUUAGCAGGACCUGCCUGACAACCCAUGCCGAAAGUAAAGGGAAUUUAAUUUGCUAGCACUAUAUUUAACCCUAUAACUUUCCGAGACACCAUAAAACCUGUACAUGGGGGGUACUGUUCUACUCGGGAGACUUCGCUGAACACAAAUAUUAGUGUUUCAAAACAGUAAAAUGUAUUACAACAAUGAUAUCGCCAGUAAAAGUGACGUUUUUUGCAUUUUUCACGCACAAACAGCAUUACACGGACGAUAUUAUUGCUGUGAUACUUUUUACUGUUUUGAAACACAAAUAUUUGUGUUCAGCGAAGUCUCCCGAGUACAACAGUACCCCUCAUGUACAGGUUUUAUGGUGUUUUCAAAAGUUACAGCGUCAAAUAUAAGGCUUGCGUUUCAUUUUUUUCACAUUAAAAUUCGCCAGAUUGGUUACGUUGCCUUUGAGACCCUAUGGUAGCCCAAGAAUGAAAAUUACCCCUAUGAUGGCAUACCAUUUGCAAUAGUAGACAACCCAAGGUAUUGCAAACAGGGUAUGUCCAGUCUUUUUUAGUAGCCACUUAGUCACAAACACUGGCCAAAAUUGGCGUUUUUUGCAUUUUUCACACACAAACAAAUACUAACGCUAACUUUGGCCAGUGUUUGUGACCAAAUGGCUACUAAAAAAGACUGGACACACCCCAUUUGCAAUACCUUGGGUUGUCUACUAUUGCAAAUGGUAUGCCAUUAUGGGUGUAAAUUUCAUUCCUGGCUACUAUAAAGUCCCAAAGGCAACGUAACCAAUCUGGCGAAUUUCAAUUUCAAAUGUAACGUGCUAUAUUUGACCCUGUAACUUCCCAAAACGCCAUAAAACCUGUACAUAGGGGGUACUGUCUUACACGUGAGACUUUACUAAAUACAAAUAUGUGUAUUUUAUUGCAGUAAAAGCAAACAGUAUUAUGACACUGACCUUUAAAAUGUCAUUUAGAACUAAAAAAAAAAAAAAAAAUCGUAUUUUCUCCCAUUUUUUUCAUAUUAAAUUAUGUUUCAUAGCUAAAUAUUUGAUAUUAAAUGAAAGCCCUGUUUCCCUUGAAUAAAAUGAUAUAUAAUAAGGGUGGGUGCAUUUACUAUGAAAGAGGUGAAUUACGGUUGGACAGACAUGUAGCGCAAAUGCCAGGUUUUGUUUACAUUUUGUUUUGUUCACAACGUGUACAUUUGGCUCCGUCCUUAAGGGGUUAAUAUAUAGAGAUUUGUACGUUUCCAUGUAUAUUUGUAAAUAAAGUUGUUUAUUAUUUUUUGAGGUAAUAUUAGUGGGGUUGUAUCCUACCUAUUCUAGUCAGGUUACUUCCCUUCCUGUCUAUUUAUUUAUCUCAACUGGGUUAAGCCCAUUAUUACCUCAAGGACCCACUCUCUGAUUACGGAUCGGAUUUACUCUGUUUUUAGUUUCAGAAUCUUUUUCUUAGAUUAUGCUCUACUCUUAUUUUGUUGCUUCUUGGGUAGAUAUAACGCUUGAGCAGUGGUAGAAGGAGCUGCAGUGCCAAUGGAAGUUGCUGAUACAUGAAAAGAAUGGGGGGAGGAGGGAGGAACAAUUGCUUCCUAGGUGUUAAAUUGGAUUUAGUGGACAUUCUGUGAAUCUCUCUAUCCUGAGGCAAAGAACUACUAAUAGUGAUGGUGGCAGAAGUGGUGGUGGUGGUGGUGGUGGUGGACUAAACACAGUUCUUUUUCCAAACAGUUAGCAAAUAUAUAUAUUAACAACUGUAUUAUUAUUACUAACCUAGUCUCACACUAAGACGAAUAACUAAAGAAGCCUAUCUUCUAUCUCCCACUCAAACUUGUUUCAAACACCUCUGUCAGCAGCUGCUAGCUAUAAUUAAUCAGUGACCUUGACUAGGAAAGAGGAACUUUUGUUUCCUUUGUUACUGAACAGAACACCACUCUGCCCAAAAUAAGGAUUUUACUUCCUCUAAACUGUUAACAAACAAAACCCCCAAAACAAAACCUAGUAACAAUUGUUUAUUGCUAACCUAGUCUCACACUAGGAGCAGUGACAAAAUGCCUACCAAUCUCCUAUCUUCUACUCAAAUGUAUUUCAGUGACCCUGGCAGUAUCUGAUAGCUAGAUACAGCUGCAACUUAAAGGGACACUAUAGUCACCAGAACAACUACAGCUAAUUACAUUUGUUCUGGUGAGUAGAAUCACUACCUUUAGGCUUUUUGGUGUAAACACUGUGUUUGCGUUACAGCCUAGUGAUAACUACACUGGCCACUCCUUAGAUGGCUGUUAGAGAUCCUUCCUGGGUCAUGGCUGCCUAAAAAGCAUCUAAACAUUCUCCUCCCUCUGCAUGCAGACAUUGAACUUUUCUCAUUGAUUCAAUUAAUCUAUAUGAGGAGAUGCUGAUUGGCCAGGGCUGUGUUUGAAUCAUGCUGGCUCUGCCCCUGAUCUGCCUCUUUGUCAGUCUCAGCCAAUCCUAUGGGAAAGCACUGUGAUUGGAUCAGGCUACCACUUCUGGCUUGACAACAGUAAGAGUUUUACUAUAUUUAUGAAAGCAUGAGGGGGCCAGGCUGGCUAGAUGGUGGUUUUAACACUAUAGGGUCAGGAAUACAUGUUUGUGUUCCUGACCCUAUAGUGAUCCUUUAAGCCUGAUAAUGACAAAAUAUCUGCCAAUGUCAUGUCUCCCACUUAAAGUUGUUUCCAGUGAUCCUGGCAGUAACUGCUAGCUAGAUAUUGAAUACAGCUAAACUUGAUCUCACUCUAGAAUCAAUUACACACGCUAUCUCCCACUCCCACACAGGUACAGGAAAUAGACAGAAUCACUGCUGGUUUUUCUCACUUAGUAGCUCAAGUCAAAAUGUCUACAAGAAUCCUGCUUGAUAGUAUAGUUGUUUUAUUAGUCCUCUUUUUUCAACUUUAUUGGUCACCAUAGAGACUAUCUGAUUGGUGCAGAGUGGUGGUUUGCUGUACCUGGGCAGUAACCUCCCAAUGCUUUCCUGUGGGAAAGCUUUGGAUUGGCUGAGAUCAUUGUUCUUGAUAAUCUCAGCAAAAGAGGUGGAGCUUCAGCAAAAGAGAUCGUUCGGUAACCUAAACGUGACUAGGGCACUGUCACAUCAGGAAAACAUAUUUGUAUUCCUAACACAAUAGUGUUAUAUUAACAGCAAACCUGAUUAUAUCAUGUCCACAGAAGAGUGUGGAUAAACAGUAAAAUGAUGUGGCACUUUGAAAUAAACAUAAUGCUAUAAAAUUAAAGUGAAUAAAAACAGAUGCAUCUUCCACAGGAGAGUAUGUCCACCUCCCUUUAAUAUUUCAAGAACUUCGCAUGGAAGGAUUUACAGUACAGCGUUGGCUGAGCAGAUAUAAUGAAGGCUUGGAGAAACUCAUGCAAUGGGUUGUAGAGGUAUAUUUUUGCACUUAUAUUAAUUCUUUUUUUUAAGUUCAUAUGUGUCCAAUAUUUCUUGUAUCAAUGUACUCCAAGCAAAAUGGUCCCAUUGAAAUUUUGAUUUCAGAUUAAAAAGGAACAUAAAUGUAGUACUUAGUUUAUUUUUUAAAGAGUUUAUUGUCAGGAAUACAAAGUAAAACAAAAGUGCAUUUUCAGUUUCAGGUCAAAAUAGCUGAAUUAGAAAAAUCUCCAAGUCAACUAUGUCUUCCCUUUGGCUAUUCACAUUAUAAUUUGAUAUUCACAUUGCUUUCCUAACAACUCACACUUUUAUAAAUAAUUCUGGAAUUCUACUUCUGCUAUAACUUAAAUUAAAUAACCUUUUACUUUUUUAUUUUUACACAGGGAAAGUUAAAGUAUAAUGAGCACAUCACCAGAGGAUUUGACAACAUGCCCUCUGCUUUUCUUGGGAUGCUUAAAGGAGAAAACAUCGGGAAAGCCAUCAUAACUGCAAAAUAGAUAUUUCAUAUACAUUAUUCAUGUUUUGCAUCACAUGCUGAGUUUUGUGAAAACAUUUUGUGAAAAUAUAAUUUUGAAAA